GGGGAAUUGCACGCAGGCUUUCAGCCUCCAGACACAACUGCAGGCUCCGAGGAUGCGUCUGCGAGAUAGAUUUGUUGCUUGUGUGAACAGAUAAAGCUCCCUUUGCAAGUGGUGACAGGUUAACGUGCUUGGUAUGGGAAUCACGUCUGAUUUUAACACAAUAUGGCUGGUAAAUAAAACCUGAUUGCUAACAGACCCGGUGCUGCUGUUGGCAUUUUCGAGCUCUAGGCUACCUUUGCAGUUCUGCAUCUUCACCUGCCGCAGAAACUCUGAUUCACCCUUCAACCAGUGCACCAGGACUCCUCUAUUUUUUUCUGUGGGGCAGUAAUAGAAAUUGCUGUUAAUGUGCCUUUGACCUCUGCUUGCAUGCCUCUGGGCACUUCUUAUCAGUAUUUGAACAGCUGGCUCUAAUAAUACCAUCUUUAUGCAGAGCACAUCCUAAGUCAGAGGGAUAGCACACAGGACAGACUUUUUGCUGCUAUGCUGUGGUUUUAACAUGUGAACAGUUCAGAAAUUUGAGCCUUGACGUGAAGACAUUGACAAUAACAUCUGCAGAGAGUGUGUGCUUCAGCCCCAGUAGCCGUGUUAAAAAAGCAAAUCUCGACUAAAGAUCAAAAUCAAGAGACAAAAUGGCCAUCAACUGGAAGACCUGCUUCUUCACUCUCAUAUUGCUUCCCAUGGUUGCAGCAACACAUUCCAACUGCAUCAUUAAAAAGGAGCAAGAAACCUGUCUGGAGAAGAUACGGAGGGCAGCUGCCCUGAACCCUCUUAAUGACUCUUCUCCAGGUUGCCCAGGAAUGUGGGACAAUAUUACAUGCUGGAAACCUGCAAGUGUGGGUGAAAUUGUCUUUGUCAAGUGUCCUGCAUUGUUCAGAUUUAUCAUCUCUGAAGACGGUUGGGAAGUAGAUAACUUGGGGCAAACUCAUGCAGGUGAUUAUGACCUGCUGGAAAGCACAGCCCAGUCUCCUCUAGGGGACAUCAGCAGAAAUUGCACUGAAGAUGGCUGGUCUGAACCUUUUCCUCAUUAUUAUGAUGCCUGCGGCUUUGACGAAAAUGAAACAGAGUCUGACAACCAGGAUUACUACUAUCUAUCUGUGAAGGCUCUGUACACGGUUGGAUACAGCACUUCUCUUGUUUCCCUCACCACUGCCAUGGUUAUCCUGUGUCGUUUCAGGAAGCUUCACUGCACUCGAAAUUUUAUCCACAUGAACCUCUUUGUUUCAUUCAUCCUACGUGCGAUAUCUGUAUUCAUUAAAGAUGGGGUUCUUUAUGCUGAACAAGAUGGCAACCACUGUUUCAUCUCAACUGUGGAAUGCAAAGCGGUGAUGGUGUUUUUUCACUACUGUGUCAUGUCCAACUAUUUCUGGCUUUUCAUUGAGGGACUGUACCUUUUCACUUUGUUGGUAGAAACCUUUUUCCCAGAGAGGAGAUAUUUCUACUGGUACACUAUUAUUGGCUGGGGGACCCCAACAAUUUGUGUCACUGUUUGGGCAGUGCUGAGACUUCACUUUGAUGAUACUGGCUGCUGGGACAUGAAUGACAACACUGCCUUGUGGUGGGUGAUCAAGGGUCCUGUGGUUGGAUCAAUCAUGAUAAACUUUGUGCUUUUUAUUGGCAUAAUUGUGAUACUUGUGCAGAAACUCCAGUCACCUGAUAUUGGAGGCAAUGAAUCCAGCAUUUACUUCAUCUUGCUGGAAAGAAAGGAGAAACAUGGCAUAUAUCAUAGCACCCUCCCUCUUCCUCCCAGAUGCAGCUGCAGUCCAUGCACAGGACACAUGCGCAGCUGCGUUCAGAAAUGCUACUGUAAGCCUAAGAGGGCUAACCAGCACUCUUGCAAGAUGUCAGAACUAUCAACCAUUACCCUGAGACUGGCUCGCUCUACGCUACUGCUUAUCCCCUUGUUUGGAAUUCACUACACGGUGUUUGCUUUUUCUCCUGAAAAUGUCAGUAAGCGGGAGAGACUAGUGUUUGAAUUGGGACUGGGAUCUUUCCAGGGUUUUGUUGUUGCUGUUCUCUAUUGUUUCUUGAAUGGGGAGUUUCUCCCUAAAGGUGCAAUCAGAAAUAAAGAGAAAAUGGAGGAGCUGGAAAGUCAACCGGUAUUUUGCUGUGGAUUUCAAACAUCGUCAUCCUUCUCUAGCGAGCAGCGGAGUGAACGGGGGGACACAACUCUCCAUUCUGAGCAAGAGCAGCUCUCAGAUUCGGAUGUCCAGCAUAAAUGCGGAGAAUCUAGCGACAUGAGCAGCUAAGGAAAACAAAUCAAUAAACAAGCAAACCAAAAACCACCCCUUUAAAAAGAAAACAAA
This is a messenger RNA of Oxyura jamaicensis (ruddy duck), 2303 nucleotides long. RefSeq names its product ADCYAP receptor type I (gene ADCYAP1R1). NCBI's taxonomy places the organism in Eukaryota, Metazoa, Chordata, Aves, Anseriformes, Anatidae. The transcript is spliced from 19 exons. The record is from RefSeq and is a predicted model, not a curated record. Bases 630 to 2246 code for a protein of 538 amino acids. Gene Ontology annotation, molecular function: peptide hormone binding; vasoactive intestinal polypeptide receptor activity; G protein-coupled peptide receptor activity. Gene Ontology annotation, cellular component: neuron projection; plasma membrane. Gene Ontology annotation, biological process: cell surface receptor signaling pathway; adenylate cyclase-modulating G protein-coupled receptor signaling pathway.